GCGGGGCUACCCCUCCUUCGGGUCACGCGCGACCGGAAGUGGUGGUCGCUCCGUUGAAUCUGAGAUGGGGACUUCCCUGGACAUCAAGAUUAAAAGAGCGAAUAAAGUUUAUCACGCCGGGGAAAUGCUCUCAGGCGUGGUGGUCGUCUCUAGUAAGGAUUCCGUCCAGCACCAGGGAGUGUCUUUGACCAUGGAAGGAACCGUGAACCUCCAGCUCAGUGCCAAAAGUGUGGGAGUGUUCGAAGCAUUUUACAAUUCUGUUAAGCCGAUCCAGAUUAUCAACAGCACCAUAGAAAUGGUGAAGCCAGGAAAGUUUCCCAGUGGCAAAACAGAAAUUCCUUUUGAAUUUCCUCUCUACGUGAAGGGUAACAAAGUCCUGCACGAGACCUACCAUGGUGUGUUUGUCAACAUUCAGUACACGCUGCGCUGUGACAUGAGGCGGUCUCUGCUGGCCAAAGACUUGACAAAGACCUGUGAAUUCAUUGUUCACUCUGCUCCUCAGAAGGGGACAUUGACUCCAAGCCCUGUGGACUUCACCAUCACCCCAGAAACUUUACAGAACGUCAAAGAGAGAGCUUUGCUCCCCAAAUUCCUCAUUAGAGGACAUCUCAACUCAACCAACUGUGUUAUCACACAGCCACUGACAGGAGAGCUGGUAGUGGAGCACUCGGACGCUGCCAUCCGCAGCAUAGAGCUGCAGCUGGUCCGCGUGGAGACCUGUGGGUGUGCAGAAGGCUAUGCACGUGAUGCCACAGAGAUCCAGAACAUUCAGAUUGCCGAUGGGGACGUCUGCAGGGGCCUCUCUGUCCCUAUACACAUGGUAUUUCCCAGGCUCUUCACCUGCCCCACGCUGGAGACCACCAACUUCAAAGUGGAGUUCGAGGUGAACAUCGUGGUGCUGCUUCACGCCGACCACCUCAUCACAGAGAACUUCCCGCUGAAGCUCUGCCGGACGUAGCCAGAGGCGGGAAAGUGGAGUGGCCAGGUGGUAGGCCAGCUCCUCCCCUGACUCGGGCCGGAGCCACGCUGGCAGCACACGUGUCUUGUGAUCUGCCUUGGAAACGAAUCUGGCUCCUCGAGGGCCCCCCUUCUCCCCGGUUUCCUGGGCCCUCCGCUCACGCAGGUGCUGCUCGCAGGCCCUCUGGACGCCCAGGCUCGCCUCAUGGAAGAUGCUCCAGGAGAACACCCGGCUCCCGUUCCUGUUCCUUUCAGUUUCAGUAAAGCACUGUGCCUGCAGUUUGGGCUUUGCUGGAAGGUGAGGUCACGCGCACAGAGGGAGCCCCUAACUUGCUAGCGGACAGACAUAGCGAGGGGCUCCUGGCAGUAAAGGGUCAGCAGCCAGGUAACAUCCAGAACAGCCACUAGCAUGCUCGUUGCUUAUGAGUUUGUGGACCCCUCCCAGGAGGAUGUCCCACCUGAGUCUGUAGUUCUUUGUAACAUUUCUCCAUAAACUCCAAAAGCUUUAGGGAACUGGGAAAAUCACUCUUGCUCUCAGGAUUGGGAGGACCUGGUAGCGCUGGUUGGGGCUGGGGUCCAGGACUGGCACGAAUCCCCUGCUGCCACAUUCCCGGAACAAGAUACAAGGCUGUGGGAGGCAAAUGCAGGUGAGCUGCUCUUGUUACAGGGCAGGUUCUGAGUGGCAAGAGACCGUGCCCGGGGCAGUGGAGGCCCCACCAUGGGGUAGUGCCAGGAGGACACCCUUGAGCUGAUGGACUUGGCCUGCCCUAACCCACCCGAGGGCCCUGUGCUUUCAGCCAAGUGUUUUGACAUGCAGCCAGUUUUUGCCUCAGCCUUGAAUUAUGGUUCACUGUUUUUGGCGAGUCUGUUGCAAUAAAUUUCUUCCUUCAAACCCUGCCAUUGUUUGUUGGCCCACAAUUAGCAAGACCUCAGAAAUAAGCCAUGCCGCUGUGCAACUGGGGCCUUCCUUGGUGGGCCCUCCUGAAGGCGUGGGGGUGCUGCACUCCCACUGUCCCCUAUGUGUUUGGCGCAAAGCCAGGCCCUGCCCACGACAGCCAACACCUGAGUUCUGUUAUGUCGACUACGAUAGAGAUGGGAGGUCCAGCGUAGAAGGAAUGGCAGCCUGGCCUGGCCGAGGCCCCGCCCUGUCCUAGGACUUUACAGUGAAACUGGCGGGAUUUAUCCGAGUUACUGAAAGUAGGUUCCCAGAGAACACAUUUCUGCUCUGUAAAUCUUUUAUAUGCACAUGAACUAAAGAUUAUCUGUCCUUGAUGAUACGUUUAAACUGAGUAGCUGGAAAUAAAGAGCCUUUACUUUCUGCCAUAUUUCUAAGGAAUAAAUCAUUUUUAAUAAAAAAGCUAAAAGACAAUUUUAA
This is a messenger RNA of Marmota flaviventris (yellow-bellied marmot), 2332 nucleotides long. It is a transcript of the gene Vps26c, whose product is annotated as VPS26 endosomal protein sorting factor C. NCBI's taxonomy places the organism in Eukaryota, Metazoa, Chordata, Mammalia, Rodentia, Sciuridae. The record is from RefSeq and is a predicted model, not a curated record. Gene Ontology annotation, biological process: intracellular protein transport.